Puma concolor (puma) is the source of this 1258-nucleotide messenger RNA. It is a transcript of the gene RAD52, whose product is annotated as RAD52 DNA repair protein. Gene Ontology annotation, biological process: double-strand break repair via single-strand annealing; double-strand break repair via homologous recombination; DNA recombinase assembly. NCBI's taxonomy places the organism in Eukaryota, Metazoa, Chordata, Mammalia, Carnivora, Felidae. Gene Ontology annotation, cellular component: nucleus. The record is from RefSeq and is a predicted model, not a curated record.
AUGUCCGUGACUGAGGAGGCGAUUCUCGGAGGCCGUGGCAGCCAUCCUUCUGCUGGUGGCAGUUCUGUGUUAUGCUUUGGACAGUGUCAGUACACAGCAGAAGAGUAUCAGGCCAUCCAGAAAGCUCUGAGGCAAAGGCUGGGCCCAGAAUACAUCAGUAGCCGAAUGGCUGGAGGCGGCCAGAGGGUAUGUUACAUCGAGGGUCACAGGGUAAUUAAUCUGGCCAAUGAGAUGUUUGGUUACAAUGGCUGGGCACACUCUAUCACACAGCAGAAUGUGGAUUUUGUUGACCUUAACAAUGGCAAGUUCUACGUGGGAGUCUGUGCAUUUGUGAGAGUCCAGUUGAAGGACGGCUCAUAUCAUGAAGAUGUGGGCUAUGGGGUCAGUGAGGGCCUCAAGUCAAAAGCCUUGUCUUUGGAGAAGGCAAGGAAGGAGGCGGUGACAGAUGGGCUGAAGCGGGCGCUGAGAAGUUUUGGGAAUGCACUUGGAAAUUGUAUUCUGGACAAAGACUAUCUGAGGUCACUAAAUAAGCUUCCACGCCAGUUGCCUCUUGAAGUGGAUUUAACUAAAGCAAAGAGACAAGAUUUUGAACCCUCUGUGGAACAAGCAAGAUACAGCAGCUGCCGGCAGAACGUGACUCUGGGACCCCCGAAACCACAGGAGGUGACCUCCCCUUGCAAACCAAGCUGCUCAGAUGAUCCCCACCUCGUGAAACAGGAAGACAAGGCCGGCAGCUCCCGAAGCCUGGCCUCCGCCAUGGAGAGCGAUGCCACGUACCAGCGGAAGCUCCGGCAAAAACAGUUGCAGCAGCAGUUCCGGGAACAAAUGGAGAAACAGCAAGUGCAACUAUCUGCUCCAUCAGUGGAAAAGAAGAAUCAGGCCGCACCGCCAGCACUUCCUGUGAAGCACAGCACCCCCAUAACUGUUUCUGAACCACACACGGAGAAAGACUUCCUCACAGACAGUCUUGGAAUGUGGGAUAUGGAUCCAGAUGCAGAGGACAGUGAUGUGAAGCCCUUGUCUAGGCCAGAACCACUCCAGACCCCUGCCACACCAGUCCUGAAACACCAGGUGGUGACCUGGAAUAGGACCCCACAGGACCUCUGUCACCAGGAUCCACAAGCAAAAUCUGGACCCAGGCAACUCCAAACUCACAACAGUAACCAAGAGAUAACAGUAAACUGUGAUUUCUAUGACAAGAACCAAGACUUGAAGAAAAGGAAACUGGAUCCAUCUUAACUGAGGCUCCGGUCACAUC